GAUAAAGUUCGGUCCGUUUUUAGCUUGGUUUCUACAUUUGGUGAGAGCGGUGCGGAGAGACUAAUUUAGGUUUUCGAAGAACGAAUUGGAACGUGACAGGAAGUCGUACUGUUGAGGAAGAAACAGGUGGCGGGAACAGCUAAACCGCGAGUGUAAGUAAGGGAACUGUGUUAACAUCAACAAGUAAAUAAGUCAACGUGUCUAUAGUGUAACACCAACUUUUGGGCAUAAUAUCAACAAAGACAAGAAGAUAUCACUAAUAGCUGGAGCAGGCCAGGCAUGAGUGGCGCACACCUGGACGAAUGGCAGAGGAGGUCCUUUGACAUUUCAUCUGGCAACUGUACACCUGAACAGACGGCCGAUGCCUACCGGGCCCACAUCCUCUCCAUUCAGUAUGCAUGGGCAAGCUCCCAGCUCUCUCAGGUCGGCAUGGCCAGCCUGCUCAGGACCUACUCGGAGCGCUAUGCCGCAGUGUUGGACUCGGAUGACCCCCGCACAGGGCUCAACAACUAUGCAGAGAGUGCACUGCAUCUGGCCCGCAAUCAGAGGAACCACAGCGACAAAUGGGAAUCAUCCCUGACCACGGAGAGUGUGCUGGAGCUGCCCUGCGUGCAGAAGAUGAUUCAGGCAGGGACAGGGGGAGGAGGCUCCCUUGUGGCACCAGCAGAUGUUAACGUAUCUGUGGGACAAGAGAGCAGCCCCCUGCCUGCUCCCUUUACUGGUGUCAGGUCAGAGGCUGCAUUGUUGAAACCUAUAGGACCACCACAGCCUAAAACAGAGGUUAACAACAGUGCCAGUAAUCCUGCUAAUAUUUCUGCAGCGAGGCCAAGAGGCUCUGAGGGGAUCUCAGUAAAUCCAAACUCAUUCUCCCGACCUCCAGCCCGACCACAGUCUAUGUUUAGUUAUCCUUCUUCAAUUCCUCCACAGGGAAACCCUGGCCCUGCAGGUGGCACACAAAACUACCACUCCUCCUUCCCCACCUCCAAUCCAUCUAAGCGGAAGAAUUUUAACAACCCAGAUGGAGGGGAUGUUGGCAGGGGGCCACACGGAGGUCAAGCAGCCGCUGACCCACGAGCUGGAAGCAACUUCAAAACUGCUCGUGAGCAAUUCAUCGUUGACCAACAGAAAAAACAUUCCCAUCAGCCCCAGAGAGGCCAGACCCCUGGGAUGACAGCAACGGUGAAAAAAUCUCUGGGUGCUAACAGGUCUCGAGGUGCAUUCUCUAAAUUUGUGUCACCUAUUCCACGACAGGAGGAGGAAGAAGGUGGGGCAAGCUGUAAUUCCAACCAGGAGCCUCAGAUCCUGGAUGAGCGUCUGAAAAACUUUGAGCCAAAGAUUAUUGAGCUGAUCAUGAGUGAGAUCAUGGACCAUGGACCUCCUGUGGCUUGGGAUGACAUAGCAGGUCUGGAGUUUGCCAAGACCACCAUAAAGGAGAUUGUGGUUUGGCCCAUGUUGCGACCUGACAUCUUCACUGGCCUCCGUGGUCCACCCAAAGGUAUCCUGUUGUUUGGACCUCCAGGAACUGGUAAGACUCUGAUAGGAAAAUGUAUUGCCUGUCAAUCAGGCGCCACCUUCUUUAGCAUCAGCGCAUCAUCGCUCACAUCCAAGUGGGUGGGCGAAGGAGAAAAAAUGGUGCGAGCCCUGUUCGCUAUCGCCCGGUGCCACCAGCCUGCUGUCAUUUUCAUUGAUGAGAUUGACUCACUGUUGUCCCAGCGGACAGACGGGGAGCACGACUCAUCACGUAGGAUAAAGACGGAGUUCUUGGUUCAGCUGGAUGGGGCAGCCACCGCAGCUGAGGACCGCAUCCUGGUGGUGGGCGCCACCAACCGGCCUCAGGAGAUCGACGAGGCUGCCCGUCGACGCCUGGCAAAGAGGUUAUACAUCCCCCUGCCUGAAGCAGCCGCCCGACAGCAGAUCGUGACUAAUCUCAUGACUCGAGAGAAGAACCAGCUGAGAGAGCAAGAGCUGGAGAGCGUGGUGGCAGCUACAGAGGGCUUCUCCGGCGCCGAUAUGACUCAGCUGUGUCGAGAAGCGGCACUGGGGCCCAUCCGCAGCAUCCAGCUCAGUGACAUCGCCACCAUCACUGCAGAUCAGGUGCGACCAAUCCUCUACUGUGACUUCCAGGAGGCCCUGAAGACGGUGAGGCCCAGUGUCUCAUCAAAAGAUUUGGAGCUGUAUGAAGAGUGGAACAGCACUUUUGGAUGUGGCCGUUAAACUGUGGCUCCUCAUCCUGAUUCUCCUCUACCUCUGUUACAGUUAUGGAUGUUAUUGUGAAGUGAGUUGGGAAAAAGUUAUAAAGCUGUUGAAUAUUUUGUGCUGUGCACAUAAAGCACAUAUAGAGCACCGCACACUAUGGUUUCACAAAGAUAGUUUUCUAAAUCAGUGAUUUGUAUUAGAUUGCAUUAAACUGAGCAAUUGUUGCUGUUAUUUUUUCCACCUGUAGACUUUAUCUCUUUACAGCCAGUCUGAUUUUCUUUUUUUGGGAUCCAUGAACAUUUACUCAUUGCAUUCCGGCUGUUUAUAACUUGAAUGAAAAACAGACAGAACAAAUGAACAGGAAAACAAUAUGUAAGCAUCAUUCUUGAAAAUGUCUGAAGUGCAGACGUUAUCUUUAUUCACAGGAAUCUUUGUGGUGAGAAAAUAAAAGAUUGUUCCCGGCAAUUUUACAUGAUGCAUUCAAAUUACUUUCAGAGGUUUGCAGCAGCUAGACUGUUUUGUUUAGAUAUUUAUGCUAUUGUUUCUUUACGCUUUUCUGUAAACAUAAGCCCCCUGUUGUGUGCUCCGGAUGAAACAUUGAUCUGUUUAAAUUCCUAUAUAGCAAUUAGCAUCCUCUUUGUAAUACUUUUAGGUUGAACAUUCAGUAUAAGUAGUCAUCUAUAUCACUAAU
This is a messenger RNA of Seriola dumerili (greater amberjack), 2887 nucleotides long. RefSeq names its product fidgetin like 1 (gene fignl1). Bases 280 to 2214 code for a protein of 644 amino acids. The transcript has 2 exons. The record is from RefSeq and is a predicted model, not a curated record. Gene Ontology annotation, molecular function: ATP binding; microtubule severing ATPase activity; ATP hydrolysis activity. Lineage: Eukaryota; Metazoa; Chordata; Actinopteri; Carangiformes; Carangidae.